Molecule: messenger RNA, 5634 nt
Organism: Cinara cedri
Lineage: Eukaryota; Metazoa; Arthropoda; Insecta; Hemiptera; Aphididae
Source: the annotation of a GenBank genome assembly
GCAUUAUAAUGUGCGUGUGUAUUAAUGAUGAAACAUCGCGUUCUUGUUUUCAUAGCGGAAUAUUCAGUUUAGUUGAAGUAACCGUCCUGAUAACCACGACAGAUUUAUAAAUAUUGUCCGUGGGUACAUGUACCUACGCACAUAACGUAAAAAUAUACGUAAUUAUUUUAAUUUUUUUCUUUUUUUUUUUUUUUCUUAAAUUGUUAUCGAAACGAUUUCCAUCGGUUUUUCAUUUCUCAAACAUUAAGAAACCACGGCGUUUUGAGUGCUCGGUCCCGUUGUUAUACAAUAAAACACCUGUACCUAUAUUACAACCCACCUACGUUUGCGGUGCGAAAAAACAAAUAUGAGUAAGUUUUUGUUAAAGUUUUUUCGAUAAAUAUAUUAUAUGUAUAUUGCACGGGAAGGGGGAGGGGUGAUUCGGGACAAUUCGGGUUAUUCGCACAAUAACCCAACGGUUCCGGGCGAAAUUCGCGUUUUGAAUGUUAAAUUCUCGAAUCGAGAAAAUUAUCGUGCUCGUGUUUGGCCGCGAGACAUCGAGACAAAUCCGUACGGAAGUUAUUAUGCGCUUGUAAACAAUGAAUUCGUGAUCGUUCCGGUCGUGAAAAACCCGACAACCCCGUCGUGUUUUUAACGAAAUUUCAAUCGUAAAACAAAAAAAUUUUAGCAUUUAGCAUCCAAACAUUAUGGGUUAACACAUAAAAUAGCUCUACCCUCGGGAAAAAAAAACCGGUAAAAAAAUAUCGUGUAUAGAAUUGAAUUUUUUCUCGGCCCAAUUCGUUUCGAAAUUGAUUUUUUUACGAACACAAUAAUUCAAAAAUAUUUUUAAUUUUUUUUUUUUUUUUGUUUCUCGGCAACUGUUGAAAAAUAUUUAUCCGUUUGGCGUUAUUGUACCGAUUCGUCCGGUUUUAAAUCGAUUUAAACAAACUGAAAAUUCGCGUGUGCUGUACUACCCGUCCGUUGCAUUUUAUACGGCCGAACGGCGGGUUUUUUGCUCUAAAACACGUGUAACGUAAUAUUGUUAGAUACGUCUUUCAAUUGGCGUAGCUGUUAAAACGAUUGUGUAUAAUAUACCGCUGCGUACCGUUGAGACAAUGAUGAUUAAAAACUAAUAAACGUCCAGUAGACCGGCGUGAGAAUAAUAAUGAUAAUAAUAAAAACCUAGUGCAAUAAAAACGUUAGUUUCAAACGACAUUGAUCUUCGGUAAGACAUCAGACGUCUAUAUUAUUGUCGUAAAUCAAUAAUGCCCGUUACGUUAGGCCGAAAUGUAAAAUCCAAUACGCAAUUUAUUGACGGUUGAACUACGUAUAUUAUGUUGAUUAUGCGAAUACUCGAUUUCGUUCAGAAAUCUAGAACGGUACAAAUUAAUUUAUUCGGGGUUUUCCGAGUGGCCCCAAGCCCGACGGAAUGCCCGCCGAAACCGUACAAGUACAUCGUGUAGUGUGACAUUUUAAACGCUUCAAACGUAUACAAUUUUAACAUUUUUAUUUUUUUUUUUUCGAUAACGUAGCAUUACAGAGAAAUUCGCCACACGAAUCAAUCCGAUUUUGCAAUUUUAUUUUUUAUUUACACAUAAACGUAUUCGUCCGAGACUAAAACCGAUAUGAUUAAUAAUGGUUUUCGUACAUUUUUCGGUUCAACUAACCGUUUAAUUAUUGUUCGUUACGUUUAUGGUUUGUACAAAACGGCUUAUUCUGUUCUUUAAAAAGUACAAUUGAAAAGAAAAUGUCUAAUCAACAAGUGUUUAAACGGGAAAAAUUAGCAUUUAAGAAUCUAAAGACGAAAUUGUAUAGUUAACAAAUAUUUGAUAGUAUAGCGUCGAUGAUAAAACCAUUUAUUACACUCUAUAAUUGUAUUUUCUAACCAGAAACAAUGGCGUUCACGUAAUGCCGGUCAAUCGUUUCGCAGAGACGGUUUUUGCGAUUCUAUUGACAAUGGUAUGACAAAAGUGCCGAAUUUUGAAUUGUAGCGGUCGUGUUCUAGGGGUUGCGUUUUAAAGGGCCGGCAUUAUAUUAGUAUUGUAUUCUUGAUAAUUGGAAAUAUAUUUCUGAAAAAAUAUAGACAUUGUUAGCUCAUAUCAUUAUUCUCCCGAGCUUUAUAGGUCAGGUUAGGCCGGGUCAUAAAAAACAAAAUAUUGCGCUUCCUAUACAUUAGAAAAAACAAAAACAAAAAGUCCAACGUCGAUAUUACAUUACAUAUUUCGACGUGUUAGCGCUGUUAUCAAAUCGAUUUAAUCGAAUUUGAUUAGCCAUAACUAAUACGACAACAAAUUAUUUGAUCGUUUUGCAGACGCCAAAAUGGAGACGACUGAUUGUGAACCAGAAAUCAACACGCGGCGACACGUUUACCAAGUGGACGUGUCAGCCAACAUUAAUGCGACGAUGAUCGAGCGACCGGUCACCAAGUGUAAGAAAAAACGGAGAUGGACAGAUUUCGUGCGUACGGUGAUACCUUCGAUUGACUGGCUGUUUCUCAACUACCGUUGGUCCGAAGACCUUAUGGAGGACACGAUGGCGGGAAUCACGGUGGCCGUCCUCAACAUACCACAGGGCAUGGCCUACUCCAUCCUGGGCAACGUCGAACCCACUGUCGGCCUGUACAUGGCCGUGUUCCCCGUGUUGAUAUACGCCCUGCUAGGCACGUCCCGGCACAUAUCGCUCGGCGUGCUGUCCGUCGUGUGCCUGAUGACCGGCAAAGUGGUGGCUACCUACUCCACUGACACCACUAUUGACCCGAACGGUUACAGUGCCAUCCAAGUAGCGACGGCUGUCACGAUGGUGGUAGGCCUGGUUCAGCUGCUAAUGUACGUGUUCCGGCUGGGCAUGCUGUCCACUAUACUGUCCGAGACGCUGGUCAGUGGGUUUACCGCGGCCGUGGCCGUCAUUGUGUUUACUUCGCAGCUGAAAGAGCUGGUGGGACUGAACACACCCAGGCGGCGGGGGCUGCUGAUGGUGCCGAUAACGUACAUCGAUUUCGUGACGAACUUCAACUCGAUCAAUUGGGUCACGACCUCGGUGUCCGUGGUAACCGUCUCGUCGCUACUGAUUUACAACGCGUAUUUCAAGGAAAAAAUCAACAAGAGUCUGUGCAUGCCACUGCCGAUCGAACUGAUGGUGACCGUCUUGAGCACGGUACUUUUCCAAGUGACCACCAUAGCCGAAGACAAUAAAAUGGUUCAGGUACGCCCGAACGACGCAUUUUUUUUUUUGUUUAUACGCUUGGACACUAUUGAAAAUCAAUAUUUGUAGGCUAAUACUGGUAAACUUUUGUAUCAUUUACAGAUGGGAGAAAUAAAAUCGGGUCUGCCCAGCUUCGAGGUGCCACCCUUGAAACUGUUUCCCAUGGUGUUAUUGGACGCCUGUAUAAUCGCCGUGGUCGCAUACUCCAUCACCAUGUCGCUGGCGUUGCUCGUGUCGGAAAAGUUGAAGUACCCACUGGACACCAACCAGGAGCUGUUGGCCCAGGGAAUCGGCAACGUGGUCGGAGCGUUUUUCUCGUGCCUGCCCAGCGGCGCUUCGCCGUCCCGUAGCGCUUCGCAGCAGACUGUCGGCGGCAAGACCCAAAUGGCCAGCAUAGUGUCGGCCGGUAUCAUCGUCGUGGUCCUGCUUUGGGUCGGUGUCCUUUUCGAACCUCUGCCGCGGUGCAUACUGUCCAGCAUAGUGGUCGUGGCCCUCAAAGGCAUCAUAUUACAAAUAUUCGACUUGCCACAGAUAUGGAAAAAAUCCAAAUCGGACGGCAUCAUGUGGAUCGUUACCUACCUGGCCGUCAUUAUGAUGGACAUCGACUACGGUCUGUUGAUCGGCGUCAGCAUAUCGCUGUUGUUUGUGUUCAUCAAGGGCGUCCUGAACGAAGUGCACGUGCUCGGCAGGUUGCCGAACACCGACCUGUACAUGCGACUCGACUUGUACGGCAACGCCGUGGAAGUGCCCGACGUCAAGAUACUCCGGUACUCCGGCAGUCUGAACGUGAUCAACAGGUACAUGUUCAAGAGGAAACUGUUAAAGGAAAUCAACAGCAACGGCAUCGGUAUGCCCAUCACCGUGGCCGUCAUCGACAGUAAAACCGCGACCGCCGCCAACAACUUCCGCACGCCGGGCGUAAUCGUCGACAUGGCCGGUCUUCAGUACGCGGAUUUGUCGGGCGCCAAAGUGUUGUGCGAGCUAAUCGAAUCUCUGAUCGCCGACCAAUUCGAAAUAUAUCUGGUGGCCGUGCCCGACAUUUCGCUCAAGUACAUCCGCAACGAUCACGGGCUGAAGUCGGUGCGGUUCUUCCCGACCGUGCACGACGCCGUCGUCUUCCACCAGUGUACCAAAAAGUCCCAGGACAACGAUUUAAACAACGCGUACAGUCCGAAACUACGGAUGGACUGAACGUUCGAAAAAGCGAGCGGGUAUCCGCGAGCAAGAACGGACCGUAAACACUUAUAGGUAUCUUAUAUUAUUAUACUCGUUUUAUGAAAAAAAAAAAAAAAAAAGAAGAAGAAGAAAACCAACGACCGAGUAUUUCACAAACGCGUUUGAUAUUUUUGUAAUUUUACGACCCGAAAGUUAUUUUAUCAUUUUACAGUGCCAUUUAACAAUAUACCUACUAUUUUUAUAAUUGUUUUUUAAUUGUAUAUUAUAAUCAUCACUAUAGCGUAAUUUAUUGUAUACUAUAUAUUUUAUAAUAAUAAUGUGGUCUUAUAAUUAAUUUUGUACGUUAAUAAAUUAUAUACCAUGUAGAGAAUAGUUUUGUAAUUAUUAUAAAUAUUUCGUGUUAAAUAUCGAUAUAUAUAUAUAUAUAUAUAUACAUAAUAUAUCCUAGUGUAAGUUGUACACUAUUAAACGUAUAUAAUACAGCCAGAUUGUAAUUUUUUUAAAUAUUUAAAAUAUUAUUAAUUGUAAAUUGACAAAUAGAAAACAUUUAAUGUUAUUAUUAUUAUGUAUAUCGUAAGAAGAAAGGUAUUAAUUUUGUAUUGUUCGAAUUAAAUAUUAUUGUGUUUUGUAAAGUGUAAAAUUUAAUGUUAUAAUAUAUUACGGUAUUCGUUGUAACGAUGCGACGAGAUAACAAAUGUAAACAUCGUUGUUUUGUCAUUUGUGUUUUGUUUCCGUGAACAUUAUGUACGAACCCGAUGAACUCGAGAAAUUUAAAAAAUGUAAACAUUAUCUUCGGUUUUACUCCACCAUUUACUGUACCUAGUCAACGUAAUAUUUCAACAAAAUGUUGAGUAGGUGGCCCCUAAUGAGAAAUUACUAAUUAGAGCCAUCUAAAAUUGUGGUUUACCUACAUGGUUGACGGGAGUGCCACGCAGGGACGGACCUAGAACAAUAUAACGGGAAAGGAGAACGGCAUGGGAGCCCGUAAAAACUAAGUUCGGUAGGUAUAACCAUAGGCAGAAAUCGGUAGGUGCUUAAGGGGGAGGGGGGGGCUCAGUAAAUUUUUUUCGUCACAAAAAUAUAUAUUCCUCUCCCCCUCCCCAUAAAAUGCAAUUAAAUAAUUAUAAUACAAAUAAAAAUUCAUCUUUUUCGUCUUUUUUGGAUGUAAAUUAAAUAAUAAAAAUGCUUUAAGGUGUUUAUCAGAAAACCUAUUUUUAAUCGCCAUUAUUAUUGUCUUAUUUGUAUUUAUAAUAAUAAUAAAUAGAAACAUGUAGCUAC